Molecule: messenger RNA, 2472 nt
Organism: Exophiala spinifera
Lineage: Eukaryota; Fungi; Ascomycota; Eurotiomycetes; Chaetothyriales; Herpotrichiellaceae
Exons: 1
Coding region: 1-2472 (823 amino acids)
Biological process (GO): DNA-templated transcription; regulation of DNA-templated transcription
Molecular function (GO): DNA-binding transcription factor activity, RNA polymerase II-specific; DNA binding; zinc ion binding
Source: RefSeq, a predicted model, not a curated record
AUGAGCAAUUCCACCUCCCCAUACAAUGAUGCUCAUACCAUGGGCUCUGACCACACUCAGGGCCCACCGCGGAAGAAGAUGCGCAAGGGAACAAAGAGUUGUUUAGAAUGCAGGCGCAGAAAGAUAAAGUGCAAUUUCGAACCUGGAAGACCGGCGGUAUGCAAUGAAUGCUAUGCACGUGGCUCUACUUGCAUCGAUCAGGAACACGGAGAUAUACACUCAUACUCGCAGCCGAAUGUCGAGCAGUCGAAUUAUAGUCUGCGCGAAAGAGUAUCUCAGCUCGAAGAUCUGGUCAAACAGGUACUGAAUCGCCUGCCCGAGAAGGGAGAACAUCACUCUGCGUCGCAGUCCCAUUCAGACGCAGACAAGAGCCAUGUUGAUGCCCAGGCUGCCGAAGUAUUGAAAAGCCUCAAGGGUUCACUCCGCCAAGUCGAUAGCGACCUCGAAGAGUCGAUUCUUAUGCCUGGUGGUGUCCGAGAUGGGGCUCCUGCGCUGAGUUUGUUCGACAAUGCCGUUCUUGAAAGAAAGGACAGCGAGCCUGUCGUCUCGAGAGAAAAGUAUAACAAGAAUAAGGCUCUGCUUGCUGCGUUUCACAAGUUACUGCCUUCACCUGAUGAUCUGGAGAUCAUCCUCGAAUCUUCACAUGAAUGGUGGACAAUAUGGCGUAAAAUGUUCCCCGAGAUCAGCGACAGUCGUUGCGAAACGGUCAAGGAGUCCGUCUCGCAUUCUCUACGAUCGGACCAACCGGCCGAGUUGGCCAAGAUCAUGCUGUGCAUCGCCAUCGGAAUUCAUCAAUUGCCAGUCUCCUUCGAUUGGUCUAGGUUGAAACUAAAGGAAGACCCUGCGGCUCUGAUGGAACGGUACAUCGCCACUGUCAAUAAGCUCAUCACGUCUGAUGAUGAAAUCGCAGCUACAAUUGACGGGAUUGAAUGUAUGAUACUGGAGGCCAAGUAUCAAGUCAACAUGGGCCGUCCAAGACGUGCCUGGCUGCUAUUCCAUCGAGCAAUUGCAUUUGCCCAGUUGCUCGGCCUACACAAGUUGCCCGCUCGCGCGGAUAAAACGUCUCGCGACUACCUGCGGUCUUACGGCAUUUGGUCCCAUUUGGUUCUCGGAGACAGAUUUAUGUCGCUGUUCCUUGGGCUGCCGUACUCUGUUGCAGAACAGUUUGUCACCCCUUUCAUACCUGGCAAUGGGCCAUGGCCUGGAACUGCAAAUCCUGGCGAAGUUUACGUGGGGAGGAUGCUGCCUGUCAUUACUAAGAUCAAUGAUCGAAAUCAAAGCGUUGUUCCGAUGGGGUACUCUGCCACAUUAAGACUCGACCAAGAAUUGGAAGAGUUGUAUAAUGCACAGGAUGCUUCCUGGUGGUCGCUUGACAUGAUUCCCGGCGACGCGAUCGAUGAUCAUUUCGGCCGAUUACAAGCACACUUUUAUCACCAUCAGGCGCGGUUGCUUCUUCACAUGCCAUUCAUGCUUCGAUCCUCGUCCGACAAGAGAUAUCGGUAUUCGCAUAAUGCUGCCCUUGAAGCGGCUCGAGAGAUGAUUCGGAUCUACGAGGCAUUGCGUGACAAUCCAGCUGUAGGCCCUUUCAUCUGCAAACUGGUGGACUUCCAGGCUUUUACAGCCGCAAUGCUUCUAUUGCUCAACCUCUGCGGCUACUCACAGCAGCACCGCGGCAGCAAUCCUCAACCACCGGAUCUUGAGCAAGACCAGAAAGACUCGGGGCUGAUUGACCAGACCAUAAGCCUGCUCAAGGAUGCAGCCAAGGAAGGUGGAGGAGUUGUUGCUGCUCAAAGUGCCCAAGCCCUAGAGAUGCUCGCCCACGCUCGACAUUGCCCAGAAACAGACAUCAAGGACCGUCCUGCUGGCGCAACGUGUCAAGUUUCCAUUCCCUAUUUUGGAACAAUAUCAAUCGGCAUGGGCAAGCAAUUCAUUCCCAUCAAGCCUGGAACGUAUAUCCAACGGAACUCUGGUUCGACUAUGAAUGUUCCAAUGAGGGGAGUCUCCAACACAGGGCUACCCACACCUCCGUCCGUCACCUCGAGCAGCACCCAACCAUCUCCGGUCACCACUACAAUCGACAAUCCUCAGCUUCAACCCCCUCAAACACACAGAUUGCCAAUAUACGAGUCCACGAAUUACAUAGCUCCUGGGCUUGAUCAGGGUUGGCCUCAAGGCGACGACCCGCUGGUCACCUUCGAUAGCUUCAUGUCUUUCGCUCCUCAGAAUAUGCAGGACUAUCCGUCUGCCGGCGGCACUACAACCAGCAGUUCAGGAUAUACUCCACAACAGCAGACUCAGAGUCCAUAUACCGAUGCUGUCAAUGAUUUUAAUAGUGGUAUACCCACAGGCGGCCUUGCAGGUAUAGCUGCUCAGCAGGGCUUUCCUUUCGCCAAUUUCCCCUUUGGCCAGAGCGGUCCUGACCUUGAUCAAGGCUGGAAUUGGUUCGGCGUUGAUGCGCCACUUAUGCAGUGA